GGUACGGAUGCCUUAACCGCGCAUCGUGCCUGGUGACAACAGAAAACAUUUUGUGCUCGCGAAUUUGUGACAGCGAAAGUGAGAAGACGGUGCGAUGCGCCAAUCCGUCGGCCGAGCGCACGUGUGUCGUUGCGUGAUGUGGCUAUUCCUUGUUGGCCUCGUACUCGUCCCAACGUCAGAAGGUCUUCAGCGCGGAUCGGACUCGAAGCACCACAACAACUAUGAACUCAAUAAAGAGCUAGAGAGAAUCAAUCAGGAAUGUCCAUCGAUCACCCUGCUCUACGAACUGAACUACCGAUCUCUCAAGGGCUGGCCGUUGACUGUCAUCGAGUUCUCGGGAAAUCCUGGAGUUCAUGAACCGCUCGAGCCGGAGUUCAAGUACGUCGGAAACAUGCAUGGAAACGAAGUUCUCGGCCGCGAACUUCUCCUGAAACUGGCGGAUGAGCUGUGCAAGCAGUACAAUGCAGGCGACCCAGAAAUUAGCCGACUAAUAAACACGACGAGGAUCCACAUCAUGCCAUCGAUGAAUCCCGACGGCUGGGACAAGGCCACUGAAGUAAGAUCCGGAAAGAACACUGCUUUCCAAGCUUUUCCUCAGUUACUCCGCUUGUGGUGGGCGAAGCGUGACUGGCUCACCGGACGAGGCAACGCUAACGACGUUGAUCUCAACCGGGACUUCCCGAACCUGAAUAAGAAGUACCACAAAAUCCGGAAUCUGAAUGAGAAUGCCAAGGCCCAUCAUUUGUUCGAUGGCAACCUUGAUCACGCCAUUCAACCGGAGACUCGAGCUGUCAUUGAAUGGAUAAUCUCGAAACCCUUUGUGCUCUCAGCAAAUCUUCACGGCGGAGCCCUAGUCGCAAACUAUCCUUUCGACGACACCACGGAUGGUUCUUCGAGACGAUACACGGCCUCCCCGGACGAUGAUGUGUUUAGGUAUCUGGCCCGAGUUUAUGCGGAUAAUCAUCCCGAAAUGCAUCUCGGGAAGUCUUGUGACGCAGGCGACGGCUUCCAGAAUACCAAAGGCAUCACGAAUGGCGCAGCUUGGUAUGCAGUCGCCGGUGGAAUGCAGGAUUUCAACUAUCUAUCUUCGAAUGACUUCGAAAUCACGUUGGAAUUGGGCUGCGACAAAUAUCCUCCCGCACACGAGCUUUCACGGGAGUGGGAGAGGAAUCGACGCGCCUUGAUCGAGUUCAUGUGGAGGACUCACCAAGGCAUCAAGGGAUUCGUGGUCGAUGCCACCACCGGCCUACCCAUCGGCGAUGCGGAAAUCUCAGUUUUCACCCUCGGUCAGGGAGGAAUCCCUCGACACAUGAAGCACGACGUCACCACCACGAAGAUCGGCGAAUUCUGGAGAAUUCUGCUUCCAGGCCAAUACACGAUCCAAGCUUCUGCGCCUGGAUAUGAGGCGCAGAGGGUGACCCUCAACGUCCCGGAUUUCAAUAAGAACAAGGGAGCUCUUACGUUCAACUUCAAGCUCCAACCCGCAGAGGUUGCUGUACCGGUCUCUGAAGACGAGAGAGACCCCGACAAGGAAUCCCUCGACAUCCUCGCCUUGAUCGCGGCUGAGGCGAGACGGAUUCGUCUCGCGAAAGAGCAGCUGCAAGGAGCGGACGGAUGAGAACUCUCUGCCACGAGCAGUUUAUUCUUGCGAAUGACACCACCGUCUCGAUAUAUCGACGCAAAAACUGACCCAUCAACCUGUUUUCCGCCCCGUAUAUAGUUUAUAGGACCGGAAUAUUUGUUUUGCCGCGUCCGGCGGUUUAGUUGUUCGAAACAGGUUUUUCUCGCUAGGCAGUCGAUUCUAUGUUCAAAGAGCAAUCUGGAAGCAGGUAAUCUCGUUUUGCCACCCUCGAUCCUGUAGAGGCGAGCUGUUGAUAUUGCUGGGGUACGAGUGUAUUCGUUCAUAAACAAUCCUGUGGAGUUCCUCCACUAGACAAAGAUUCAUGUUGGAGUUUAGGUGACAUUCUAUUUAUCGUGACUUGUGGAGUUCCAAGACCUCAAGAUCCCAUUGUGUUCUCGAAAGCAGGAUAUUCCAGCUUCCCUGCAAGGCUCCGAAAUCCUGUGUUCUCCCUUAUCGGAAGUGGUGUUGUACUAGGCAGAAAUCAUAUAAAUUCAUGUCGAACCACUGACUGAAUCAGAUUGUGACUUUCGCGUCGAAGCCUCUAAAGGAGCAAAUUGUCCAGAUGUAUGUGAUUAAAACAAUUACCUAUUUUCCUCCUAGAA
Galendromus occidentalis (western predatory mite) is the source of this 2223-nucleotide messenger RNA. RefSeq names its product carboxypeptidase D. Gene Ontology annotation, biological process: protein processing; peptide metabolic process. Lineage: Eukaryota; Metazoa; Arthropoda; Arachnida; Mesostigmata; Phytoseiidae. The record is from RefSeq and is a predicted model, not a curated record. Gene Ontology annotation, molecular function: zinc ion binding; metallocarboxypeptidase activity. Bases 95 to 1618 code for a protein of 507 amino acids. The transcript is spliced from 9 exons.